Messenger RNA from Heterocephalus glaber (naked mole-rat), 5671 nucleotides. The record is from RefSeq and is a predicted model, not a curated record. Lineage: Eukaryota; Metazoa; Chordata; Mammalia; Rodentia; Bathyergidae.
AAUGAAAGCUCAUGUGGACUCCCCCAGAAUCUGAAGACUGUACAGCCUUUGCAGAAUCUCAUUUUUAGUUCCUGUCAGAGCCAGGAGCAGUUGAGAAAGAAGGCUGGGCUCCUUGACAAGCCCCGCAGGCGCCAGCCAUCCUAACGCACAGAUGGACCCUGAUGUGGUGAACAUGUUUGUGAUUGCUGGUGGGACGCUGGCCAUCCCCAUCCUGGCAUUCGUAGCCUCCUUUCUCCUGUGGCCUUCAGCGUUGAUAAGAAUCUACUACUGGUACUGGCGGAGGACACUGGGUAUGCAGGUUCGCUAUGUGCACCACGAAGACUAUCAGUUCUGUUACUCCUUCCGGGGCAGGCCAGGACACAAGCCGUCCAUCCUCAUGCUCCAUGGCUUCUCCGCACACAAGGACAUGUGGCUCAGCGUGGUCAAGUUCCUUCCAAAGAACCUGCACUUGGUCUGUGUAGACAUGCCGGGACACGAGGGCACCACCCGUUCCUCCCUGGAUGACCUGUCCAUAGAUGGACAGGUCAAGAGGAUCCAUCAGUUUGUAGAAUGCCUUAAGCUGAACAAAAAACCCUUUCAUUUGGUGGGCACCUCCAUGGGUGGCAACGUGGCUGGAGUGUAUGCUGCCUACUACCCGUCGGAUGUCUCCAGCCUGAGUCUGGUGUGCCCCGCUGGCCUGCAGUAUUCAACUGACAAUCAGUUUGUACAGUGCCUCAAAGAGCUGCAGGAACAAGAAGCCAUUCAGAGGAUUCCCUUGAUCCCAUCUACCCCAGAAGAGAUGAGUGAAAUGCUCCAGCUCUGCUCGUACGUCCGCUUCAAGGUGCCCCAGCAGAUCCUGCAAGGCCUUGUCGAUGUCCGAAUCCCUCAUAACAAUUUCUACCGGAAGUUGUUUUUGGAAUUGGUCAGUGAGAAGUCCAGAUACUGUCUGCAUCAGAACAUGGACAAGAUCAAGGUCCCGACGCUGAUCAUCUGGGGGAAACAAGACCAGGUGCUUGAUGUUUCUGGGGCAGACAUAUUGGCCAAGUCAAUCAACAACUGCCAGGUGGAACUUCUGGAAAACUGUGGGCACUCAGUGGUGAUGGAGAGACCCAGGAAGACGGCCAAGCUCAUCGUUGACUUUUUAGCUUCUGUGCACCACACAGACGACAACAAGAAACUGGACUGAAGGGCGAACAGCAUCUGCUCCUGUCCCCAAAACCUGACGCGGCCGUCAACCACUCAGGGAUCCUGCCCCAGAUGCAGCGGUGUGCCAGCGUCCCUGAGAAGCCCAGUCCCCUAUUCCCAUUGUCCUUGGUUCCACAGAGCUUCAGAGUCCCCAGAAAAUCUCCAAGAUCUUUUUCUCAAAAUGGAAACUCACAUGGAACAAAAUGAGAAAACCCAGCCCUGAAAUCUCCUGAGAAAUCGUCAAGUUUAUGUCGCUGACAAGUUUGUGCUAAGUAGCCACCCUGAACCGUGAUCACCAAGGACAUUUUCUUUGUGACAUUCCCUGCACACUGAGAUGUGAGACAUUUUGUUGCUUCAGGCGUCUUCCCGUGCAUGGCCAGUGGCUUCUGUGGGAGCAUAGUGCUCAUUCGCUGCACCCCCCUUGCUUAGUGCUAGUAAGUUUUGCCCAGAAGCCCAUAUGUGAAUGCAGUCUGUCAGCCACAGGAUCAAGGAGGAAGGUGGCAAGUUGUGCGAGGCGUCCUACCCUUCCCGCUGGUAGGGACAUGUACACAGGUACACUGCUCUCAGGCAGCAGGAUGCUCAGGUGGGUGCCUUGGCACUCAGAGUCGAGUCAGCUGUGCUGUGAGUGAACCUAGAGGCGGAGUGGGGAGCAAUGGACAGGGCGGGUUUCCUAGGAAUCCCUUCUUAUGUUUUCAAAUAGGACCAGUGAAGCAAUAAUGUUCUAGACAGCUAUGUACAUAAUCAGAUUUGAGUCCACACUCAAGCGGCUCAUGGGCCUCUUUUCUAUUUUGCUGUGCUCCUGAAAACCCUUGGAUGUAACAUACUAGUUUGUUGAUGAAUUCUGUGAAUUCUGUGAAUAGUAAUGUGAUUGAAAAUAAGUCUGAACAUCUGUAAAAGUGACCACAAUGAUGUGAAAUAAGUUUUAAGAAGUCUAGAUCAGCAACUUUUAAAUGGUUCCUAUUUCGGAGCUCCUAAUUAAGUGCAAUGUUGGUAGACUUUCUGUUAACUUUAAAAUGUGUUUUUAAAAAUAAGGCUUUAGGGCUGGGGAUGUAACUCGAUGGCAGAGCACCCACCUAGCAUGUGCAAGGCCCUGGGUUCAGUUGUCAGCUUUGAAAAAUUAAAACUAAGAUGCGUUCCACGGGUUUUGGAAGCUUUUGGUUAGAUGCUUGAUUAGUUUCAUUUUAGUAAAUCAUGUUUGCAGCUGGGUGUGGUAGCUCACACCUAUAAUCCCAGCACUCUGGGUGGCUGGGGCAAGAGAAUCACAAGUUCUCAAAAAAAAAAACACACAAAAAAGAUUGAGAAUGCAGCUCAGUGGCUGAGGUUCAAACCCCAGUAUCCUCCCCCCAAAAAGGAAGUUGUGUCUGCAGCUUUUAUUCAAUUGAAAUAUAUCAAAUGCAGAAGUCAUCAAAGUACUGUAUUCCCUUCGACUCUUGCAUUUAGAAGCCUUAAACUUCCCAGGACCUUAAUUCUUUCAAAUCUUUUUACAGCCUGUAGCCAAGUAGUUCUGCAAAUAAAGAAAGAUCAACUUUAUAGUUUAAGUGGAAAUCCAAAAAGUGGGUUGAAUAUUUUAAUUUAUACGAAAAAAAUGUAAGUUUUUUUUUUUUUCAUACUGGGGAUCAAACUUGGGACCUUGCACUUGCAAGGCAGGCAGGGACCCCAAGGAACAGAUUUUUAAGAACAAGAAGAUAUGAAAAUGUGACAUCAAACUUGUGAGAGGCACCUAAAGCAGUGAUAUAUAUAUAUACACACACACACACACAUAUAUACAUAUAUACCAAUGUAUAUAUGUGUGUGUGUAUAUAUAUAUAUAUUCUGAAAAGCAAUAAAUUAAGCUUCUAUCUUAAGAAGCUAGAAGACAAAUAGUAAAGCCAGACAAAAAUGGAACAGAUGAAAACAAAAAUCAACAGAAUAGAAAAUAAAGUAGUAGAUGUUUUACUUGUAAUCUCCUAUAUUCACCAGCAAUUUGAACUUCAUGGGAGAGGGAGUCCGUUGUUCAUAGUGGGUGUGUGUGGGGGGAGAUGGCUUCCUUGGGCUCACUGGAAAAGCCCCAGAUCUGGGCUUAAUCUCUCAGAUCACCAGCCCUUCUGAGUGCAGGAAUUCUUAUGCUCAGUUACUCAUGGUGGAGUCAUAAAGGCAGGGGCAUGUGCUGCCCAGCACAGCCCGGAAGGACAGUGGGCAGGUUCUGCACGUGAUAUGGCUCGUACCCCUUCCAUUGUCACAGAAAACCUUGAUGUAAGUAAUAAGCAGAGAAUAUGAGAGUUGUUUCUGGCAAACCCAGGUAGGUCUUCAAGGUUCUCCCAUGCCCCUGAAAGUCCAGCCCCACCAUACUGAGGAGACCCUUACACCCAUUUCUUGCCUUCGUGACUAUAACUAGCCUACUGGUUACUGCUAGUUAGCUGGUCCCGUAUAAGACCCUGUUGUGUGUGCCUCUGAUGACAGUCCUGGAAAAAAGAAAGGGAUCAUUUAUCACAACCCGGAAAAAGUGCCAGAAACUUCUGAAAUAACAAUGCAAAACACCAAGAAGCACAGCUGGGCUCUUACUACUACUGCUUGGAGUUGGGAGCUUCUUGGCUGUUGCAGAUGAACCCUCCUGGGCAGGGGUUGAAGGAGCCAAGGGAAGGAUAGACAGUGGUAGGCAUUCAGUUUGCCACUAGCCCGAGCUGCUUGUCCAGAAUGGCGUGACACCAGGGGUGACUAAUGGAACAUGCACCAAUUUGAUAGCACAGCACUGCCUGUCUGUCUCUCCCAUUUGAGCUCUGGUGAUGGUUUUGCAUCCUAGGAAAACAUACCUGUUGCUUUGCCUAGAGGAAGUUCCCAGAAAAUACUGUUGAUUGGAGUGUCUGUCAGGCUGGGAGAGAGGACUACAUCUUAGAACUUUGUCUGUCUGCCUCUCCCGGGUGCACAUGGACACACCUCCUUACACAGCUGGAAGCCUGGCUCUUGGGAGCCAUCAACCUUCCUCUUCCAGUGUUGCCCCUUUUAACUACAGACUGGACUUUCUCAGCCAUUGGGAGUUGUUUUGGGGGAUAAGAAUAGUCCUAGAUGGGACAGCAGAGAUGUCUUCAAAGUACCUGUCAAGAUCCACACCACAGAGUAGCAGUGCUGGGGAUGCGGUCUGACACGGCUCUGUGGCUCAGUGUCACUGUUCGCUGGGCUGGUGACAACCAGGAGAGGCCCUGGGGUUUCCUGUGCCCACAGUGGGAACAAGCGUCUUGAGUGACUGUUGCUGGCCUAAUCUAGGACAGGGAGAGGACAUCUGGCUCGUUGGCUCUCCUUGCAGCAAGAUGGUGGCCCCUUUCCCUUGUCUCCUGGAGGAACCUUCCCUUCCCUUUAGGGUUUCUGAUGACGUUUGGUUCUAAAUCCUCAAGGCAGUGAGUUUAGGCCAUACUUUGGAGGCAGGAGCUCCAGUGGGGAUGAGGGAGUGCAGGAUUCUGACAAUUCCAGUGACCCAAGGGCAAGGCUGACUGUGGAGCAGAUGAUGGUCACUGGAGGACAAAGCCUAGAAAGGUCACUGUGGAGUCAGUGAUACAACCCCUCACCAAGACCCUCAGGGACAGAUGUAAUUCAAAUUCAGAAGGACUCUUAUUCAGAAAGGGAUCAUGGUGUUUACGUCCCUGGAACUCACUAUAUAGCCCAGGCUGGCCUCAAACUCGUGGCAGUCCUCCCACCUCGGGCUCCUGAGUGCUGGGAUUACAGGUGUGCACCAGCAUGCCUGGCAGCAUCCAUAUUUCUAAUGGGCAGCAUAAGCAUGUCUACAGUAAAUGGGCAAGAGCUGACUAAGCACUGGUGCCAGGUAAAGAGAUCCGAUUUCUGGGUUUUUCCUAGUCCCCCACUACCACCUUCACUGCAGCUAAGACAGGAGGCUAAAAAAGAUAGGAGGCUGCAUUCCAGGCUUUAGUUCUGCUUGGGUAUGGACAGGGCUCGGAGAGUUUUUUCUUCUAAGGAGGAAGAAUGAGAGGGGCCAGCAGGCGGGUGUACGCCAUAGCUCCCCCGUGUGCCCAUCAGGAGCUGGUCCUAAUAUUGUUACAAACAGCUGAGUUAGGUAGAAAUAUAGGCGGUCCAGGCUAAGUCCUCGAGAGACUCAGGACAGCGGUGAAACACACAACUGUGGCUGGAGACACAUCUGUUAGAGGCCAGGCCUCAAGACAAAGACAAGAUGACAAGACCUGUAAGCUUCCUCAAAGGACAAACACUGGGCUUAAUGAAUAAUGAAGCCUAGAUAGACAUCAGCCACCCGGUUGGGUGACCAGAGACCUCUGGACCCACCACUUCCUUGGAGAAUCUUUGUUCUUUCCAUCCAGGCUUGUUAGUGUCUUGUUUCCCAACUGGACCACCAUUACCUAAGUGGCUCUACUUGUAACCUUAUUGGUUGAUCAUGGCUGUGGCCCACGUCCCAUGUUGGUUUCACUCUAUAAAACUCUGUAAAGUGGGGUCCCCGGCUACCCACUCGGGUCCCCUUCUGCCUCUCAGGAGCUAUCCUAUCAAUAAAUAUCUUCCUGCUCUUUGA